Coprinopsis cinerea okayama7#130 is the source of this 4674-nucleotide messenger RNA. Its product is annotated as DNA topoisomerase II. The transcript is spliced from 15 exons. Gene Ontology annotation, cellular component: nucleus. Gene Ontology annotation, biological process: DNA topological change; resolution of meiotic recombination intermediates; sister chromatid segregation. NCBI's taxonomy places the organism in Eukaryota, Fungi, Basidiomycota, Agaricomycetes, Agaricales, Psathyrellaceae. The record is from RefSeq and is a predicted model, not a curated record. The coding region runs from base 1 to 4674 and encodes 1557 amino acids. Gene Ontology annotation, molecular function: DNA topoisomerase type II (double strand cut, ATP-hydrolyzing) activity; ATP binding; DNA binding.
AUGGACUCCGAAAGCGACGAUUACAAUCUCAACAACGUUUCUGGUUCAGAAUCUGACGAUUAUGUCCCAGUGAAGAAGACGGCCACGAAGGCAACAAAGGCGAAGGCAGCCCCGAAACCCAAGUCAACAGCCAAUGCCUCGAAAGGCAAGGCGCCAGCGAAGAAGAAGGCUGCUGCCAAACCAGCAGACAGCGACGAGGACGAGGAUAGUGGCAUGGACACGGAUGAACCGACGUCUACCGCAAGGCGGCAGGAAGAACCGGACGAGCCUCUCACGCAACUCGAACAUAUCCUCAAGCGACCUGAUUCGUACAUUGGAAGCAUUGAGACCAUAACCACGCCAAUGUGGACGUACGACUCAGAGACCAAGCGGAUGGUCCACCGGGAAGUGAAAUAUGUCCCCGGCUUCUUCAAGAUUGUGGAUGAAAUUCUCGUGAACGCUGCCGACAACAAGAUCAAUGACCCGUCCAUGGACACGCUAAAGGUCACUAUCGACGUAGAGGAAGGCACAAUCUCGGUCUACAACAAUGGUCGCGGUAUCCCGAUUGAAAUUCACUCCAAGGAAAAGAUGUACAUCCCAGAGAUGAUCUUCGGUCACCUUCUCACAUCCACCAACUACGACGACGACGAGAAGAAAUUGACUGGAGGCCGUAACGGCUAUGGUGCCAAGCUCGCCAACAUCUACUCACUGGAAUUCACGGUCGAGACCGCCGACAAGAACACCUCCCAGAAGUACAAGCAGACAUGGACGGAUAACAUGUCGAAGUGCGGAAAAGCGAAAAUCACCAAGAACACUCGAGGGGAAGAAUACACGCGCAUCACAUUCCGCCCAGAUUUGAAACGCUUUGGCAUGAAUUCCAUUGACGAAGACACGGUCAGCCUGCUGAAACGACGCGUUUUCGACAUGGCGGGCACGGUCAAAGACGUGAAGGUUUUCCUGAACGACGAGCGCCUGAAGAUCAAGAACUUCAAGCAAUACGUCGAGAUGUACGUCAGCUCUGUUCAGGAAGCUGCCGCCGAGAAGUCGGGAGGAGCUGCCCAGCCGAAGCAAACCGUGAUCCACGAACAAAUAUCCGACCGCUGGGAGAUCGCAUAUACCCUUUCCACGGAGGGCACCUUCCAACAUGUCUCCUUCGCCAAUUCCAUUGCCACAAGCAAGGGCGGUACGCACGUCAACUACAUCGCGGACCAAAUCUCCAAAGCACUCGUUACCUCGAUUUCGAAGAAGAACAAGGGGGCAACAGUCAAGCCUGCCCAGAUUAGGAACCACAUGUGGCUAUUCGUCAAAUCGCUCAUCGUGAACCCCACCUUCGACAGUCAAACAAAGGAGCUCCUGACACUGCCCUCGUCGAAAUUUGGGUCGAAACCCACCAUCUCUGACGAGUUCAUUAAGAAGGUCGCCAAAUCGGGCAUCGUCGACAAUGUGCUGAAUUGGGCCAAGUUCAAGGCCGACCAGCAGAUGAAGCGGGCAGAUGGAACCAAGCGUAGCAGGCUACUGGGUCUCGCCAAGCUUUCCGAUGCGAACAAUGCUGGUACACGCCACGCGCAGGACUGCACCUUGAUUCUCACAGAAGGUGACUCUGCCAAAGCGUUGGCUAUCGCUGGUCUCGGAGUGGUUGGUCGAGACAAUUUCGGUGUCUUCCCACUCCGCGGAAAGCUUCUCAAUGUACGAGAAGCCCGUCAUGACCAAAUCAUGAAGAACGAAGAAAUCCAGAAUAUCAAGAAGAUUAUGGGUCUGCAACACAACAAAGACUAUACCAACACGUCCAGUCUCCGGUAUGGGAGAUUGAUGAUUAUGACUGAUCAGGAUCACGACGGUUCUCAUAUCAAAGGCCUUAUUAUCAACUUCUUGGACCACUUCUAUCCCUCUUUAUUGAAAAUCCCUGACUUCCUCGUCGAGUUCGUCACACCCAUUGUCAGGGUCAAGAAAGGCAACAAAGUCAAAGAUUUCUUCACCAUCCCCGAAUAUGAGCAGUGGUUGGAAGAGACACCAGAUGCCAGAAAGUGGGAAUCCAAGUACUACAAGGGUUUGGGAACCAGCGAGGAUAAGGACGCGCGAGAGUACUUCAGCAAAAUGGAGAAACACAUGAUUCCAUUCGCACCAACGCAAGAAGGGGACCGUGAACUCAUCGACCUGGCGUUCAGCAAGAAGAAGGCUGACGAGCGUAAGGAGUGGCUGCGCCAAUUCAAGCCUGGAACCUUCCUCGACCACCGCCUGGAGGAAAUCCCUUACUCCGAGUUUAUCAACAAGGAGUUGAUUCUUUUCUCGAUGGCGGACAACGUUCGUUCAAUUCCGUCCAUUGCUGAUGGCCUGAAACCUGGUCAACGUAAAGUCAUUUGGGGUUGCUUCAAGCGUAAGCUGAAGAAGGAAAUCAAGGUCGCUCAACUUGUUGGUUACAUCUCCGAACACGCUGCCUACCACCACGGUGAAGCCAGUUUGGCAGCUACCAUCAUCAACCUUGCGCAGGACUAUGUGGGCUCAAACAACUUGGCCCUUCUCUCACCCAACGGUCAGUACGGUACGCGUGAGAUUGGUGGAAAAGAUCAUGCUGCCCCACGUUACAUCUUCACGAACGCCAAAAGCAUUACACGUGCCAUCUACCAUCCCUUCGACGACCCACUUCUCAACUACCUUAAGGACGAUGACGUCCCCAUCGAGCCAGAGUGGUACAUGCCGACCGUGCCCAUGGUGUUGAUUAACGGUGCAGAAGGUAUCGGAACAGGCUGGAGUACCAACAUCCCUCCCUACAACCCUGUUGACAUCGUGGCCAAUCUCCGUCGAAUGAUGAAAGAGGAGGAGCCGGAACCAAUGACCCCUUGGUGGCGAGGGUUCAAAGGCGAGGUCAGGCCUACCGGUAAGGGCAAAUACGACGUCGUUGGUGUUGCGACCAAGAUCAACGACACCACGGUGGAGAUUUCCGAACUGCCGAUCCACAAGUGGACCCGUACAUUCAAAGACGAGUUGGAGGCCAUGAUCACCGGGGAGAAGAAGGACAAGGAUAAGGACAAGGAUAAGGAUGAGGAUGGGAAGAAGGACGUGGUCAAGAAUGCUGGCAUGGUUAAGGACUUCAAAGAACACCACGACAACUUGAAUGUCCUCUUCGAAGUGACGAUGAACCCUAAGGACCUCGAGAAGGCGGAGGAGAAGGGCCUUGUCGAGUUCUUCGGUUUGACCACCAAAGUCAGCACCACGAACAUGAUCCUUUUCGACUUCGAGGGCAAGAUCAAAAAGUACGAAACGCCCGAGGAGAUCUUGAAAGACUUCUACCCUAUGCGACUGGCCUAUUACCAGAAGCGCAAGGACUACCAAGCCCUCGAACUCUCAACAGCCUACGAUAAACUGAACAACCAAAUUCGAUUCAUCGAGAUGAUCAUCAAGAAGGAGCUUGUUGUGUCGAACCGAAAGAAAGCCGACAUCGUCGCCGAGCUCCGUAAGCUCAAUUUCCGCCCCUUCCCCAAAGUGGCCAAAACCAAGACCGCUAAGCCGGAUGAGGAAGAAGAAGAGUCCGAAGACGAGGAGGAGGAAAGUGGCUCUGAAGCCGUGACGGACUUUGACUAUUUGCUGGGAAUGGCUAUCUACAGUUUGACGAGGGAAAGGAUCGAGAAGCUGAAGCAACAGGCGCACGAAAAGGAACAGGAGCUUUUGGCGUUGCUCGAGAAAUCUCCUACAGAUCUGUGGAACACUGAUUUGGACAAGUUCCUGGAGGAGUGGGAGAAGGACUGCAUGAUCUUCGAGCAGAAGAAGGGCGAGGGCGGUGCUGUUAAUGGCAAGAAGCGCAAGCAAAGGACGCUCAAGACUCGCAAGUCCAUCGGUAUGGGACGAAGGGGCAAAGAUUCCGACGACGACGACUUUGUGCCUAUCAAACCAAACGCUGCGGCGAAGCGGAAACCGGCUGAACCCAAGAGACCAGUUGCUUCGUCAUCGACCAAGAAGGAGGACGACGAUAUGGCCAUUGACAAGAAGCCACCAGCGCCUAGGCGGGCGGCAGCGAGGAAGCCUGUGCUGGAUGACUCUGAUAGCGACGAUGAUGACGACGGCGGAGAAUAUGGAGAGCUGGUUGUCAAACCCGCGCCCAAGGGCAAAGGGAAGGCGCCGGACAAGGAUGUUGUAGAGAUCGAUGACGACAGCGAUCCUCCCAAGCCACCUCCGCGUAAACCAGCGUCCAAGCAGGCGGCGGCAGGGGCCAAGCGGGCCGCGACCAAGAAGCUCAGUAUGGACGACGACGACGACGACGACGACAGCGAUCCCGCGCCAUCGACCAAGAGGAAACCUACUUCCAAGAAGGCGAAAGUCGAGGACUCUGACUCUGAUAUUGAGGUUGUGCCAACGAAAGGGAAAGGUAAGGCAGUGGGCAAACGGAAGAGCCCUGCCAUCUCGGACAGCGAUGACGAUGACGACAAGAAGCCUGCAGUGAAGAAGAAGAUUGACGACUUUUUCGGGAAGCCCAAAGCGACUGCGAAAAUCUCGAAGAAUAUGAAGCCAGCUUCUCCGCCGAAGAAGAAAGUGCUGAAGAAGUUGAGCGAGUCAAGCGAUGAGGAAGACUAUGUGCCUGCACCGCGUGCGGCGAGCAGCCGGCCAGCUCGUGCGGCGCGGGGAGCAACGAAGCAAUAUGUGGAGAUUGUGUCGGAUGAAGAGGGCGAGGGAGAUUCAUCGAUGUUCGUUGAUGAUGAGUGA